AACUCGACACACCCAUUUAGAAAGAAUUGACUCUUUUCGCAUGUGGAUUCGACUCCAACAGCUCGGACGGAUCCAGAACACAGUGUCCAGUGUUCAAUUGCAGAGAAAACAGAAAUGACUUACUAUCUGUGGAUUGUACUUUUUGGAGCUCUCCUGAUAACUAAAGCACAGGAAUUGGAUCUUUUGGAUGCCUUAAGUGACGAAAACGAUCCUCCACCUAAAACAGAAAAACCACCCAAGCCAGCAGGAGGUGGUGAAUUAGACCUUGCAGAUGCUGUCCCUUCAGAUCCUAAGCAACCUGUAGUCCCGCCAAAGAGUGAAGAUCCUAAGCAACCUGUAGUCCCACCAAAGAGUGAAGAUCCUAAGCAACCUGUAGUCCCACCACAAAGUGGAGGUGGCUUCUCUGAUGAUGAUCUUUUGGAUGGUAAAAACCCUGAUGCCAGUCAAGUGGAUUAUUCUGACGAUGCUCAUAACGAUCAACCUAAAGCGGCUGAAGGUGGCCAGAUGGCGGGCAUCAUCAGCGCUGUGGCAGUCGCCAUUUUUGGAGCUGCCUCCAGCUAUUUUGCUUACCAGAAGAAGAAGCUCUGCUUUAAGGUGCAAGGAGGGACUGACCCAGAGAGUGGUAGAAACCAAUCUGGCACGCAGUCUGAUCCACAAGCCUUUAGCAACCUCCUCCGAUCGUCCUAACUCCUGAUGGAGCGGCACAUACCUACAGAACAACUGUGGCCCAAAGAGGAUGUGUAUAAUCAUGUUAAUCUUCUUUAAUGUGUUAUAGUUUGUGAUUUGGCUGUUUUUAUUUUGUGUUUGUUUCUUGCUUGUUAGUUAUGUAAAUUAGUCCAGUCUUUUUUUCUCUGAUGAAGAUUGUGAUUAUUGCAGAAUUUUGUUUGACGUGUCUUCACAUGCUAACGAGCAAUGAUUAUUUUCUUUCAGACAAAUUAGUCGCUUUUAAUCUUUCACUUUUUUUACUGUAUAGGAAACACAAAUUUGCUCAGUAAGCAAACAAACAUGCUGAAGAAAUGAUUUCUGGCUUUUAUUAUGGUUCUGUAGAAAGGGCUUCAGUGAUCUGGUACAACUUUACUGCUUAUUUCAUUACACCGAUGUUUUUGUAUCCAAACCAACUAUCUAACUAGCUGUUUGUUUGGUAAUCUGAUUCACUUUAAGCAGCAUUCCUUUUACAAUUAGACACUCUGAUUUUAAAAACACUCAGACCGCUUUGACUUAGAGGUAUUACUCUAUUUAAAUUACUCUAGAAAAAAUUCUAGAAUGGAAAGAAUGAGUGAUUUUGUUAAGUGUUGUGUUUUGUGUGUGUGUGUGUGUGUGCACAUAUUAUGACGCUUGUUAUCUCAGUGUAUGAUGACUAAAUGCUGCCUUUACUUUAUGGACCUUCCUAUUUAAUUGAUGAUAUGGAUGGAUUUUAUGUUUCAUGCUGUAAAGUAAGACAUAUUGCUGUAGAUGUCAGUAUUUUUGUUUCAUUUCUUUCAUUUACUUAGCUUGAACCAUGCAUCAUAAGACUGACACAAUCCAGAGCUAAACGUAAGCAACGCCAUGAAUGUUUGGUCCGAACCUUUUAUGACUGAUGUACCACAUUUUCUAUCGAAGUGCUUUAUGUCCAGCAAUAAAACCAUCACCUUAUCAUUAUGAACUUUUGCCGUGGAGCAGAUUUAUUUUCCAAAGAAACAGAAUGAACCAAAAGCAGAAAGCAAUGUGUUGGACUCCUACUGUAUGUGUUAAUAAAGCUCUGACACUGGAGACCUUCCAUUUAUGUUGAUUAAAUGGGCGAUUUACAUAUCAAAAAAACAUGCAUUCAAAUAAAUAUAAAUAAAAAUAUGUUAAAGGCAGAACUACUGCCAGAGAUGUACUGUUAUAUAUCAUGAAUAAACACCUGUUCAUUUUAGGGCAUGUUUAAUUUAUAUUUAAAGCGUCAGUAUCACAACGUGCUUAACACAACAUUUGCAAUAAAGCACAUCCUGAUUACAUAGUGAUUAGUGAUGUCAUGUCAAUCGUAGGACUGUUUCACAGGUUCUGUGAUUGCUGUAACUUUUUUCACAGAACUUAUGAUAACUAGCGUGUACGUGUGACGUUAAACGUUAUAACAUCGAUCGUUAACGGUUAUAUGUUACGUUACGUUUGAUCACAGUUACAUGACUGGACAUGACAUGUUCUGAUGACAUGUUCAUGUUUAGGUCAGCCUUAUGACACUGGGUUCAAGAAAGCUGUUUGUCUUUCUCUCUUUCUUUUCUCUUUCUUUCUUUCUUUCUUUCUUUCUUUCUUUCUUUCUUUCUUUCUUUCUUUCUUUUAAUACAAAAGUACUUUUAAGAUGCUUUAAGUUUUUGUCCCAUGCUGUUCACUUUGAAAACUAGCACUAACAAUAGUGUUUAAUGAGCGAGCUGCAUACAAUUUGUAUUUUUACACUUUUUUUCUUGUGUAAAUAUUCUAAUAGUCAUGUAGCUUUUGUCACCAAUUAUGCUUUAAUUGUACAAAUUGUUAUCAAGAAGACUAAACAUCUGAACAGUUGUGUUAUUUAUGUGCCUGGUUGAGUGAAUAAAGAAUAAACAUGAGAAAGUCCAUUGACUUUAUUGAGAUGUCGAA
Tachysurus vachellii is the source of this 2589-nucleotide messenger RNA. It is a transcript of the gene cd99, whose product is annotated as CD99 molecule. NCBI's taxonomy places the organism in Eukaryota, Metazoa, Chordata, Actinopteri, Siluriformes, Bagridae. The record is from RefSeq and is a predicted model, not a curated record. Bases 115 to 687 code for a protein of 190 amino acids. The transcript is spliced from 13 exons. Gene Ontology annotation, biological process: homotypic cell-cell adhesion; positive regulation of neutrophil extravasation; T cell extravasation.